UCAAAACAUAAAAACAAUUUUUAAAAAUUUUUUAAAUAAAUUUUUUUUGUUAAACUUCGGGACUAGUGUUCAGACUAACUGACUGACUGACUGACAGACAUACAGACGGGACAGUCAUAUGAUAUCAUAUCAUAUAUAUAUUAAUAUAUUAGACGACAGACUAUUUUGACACCAACUGUCUGGACAUAAGCUGUUUUCACCCUUUAUUUUUAACCUCAAUACCCCUCCUCAACACCACCAAAAAAAAGUCAACUGUCCUGUCAAACCAAAAUCAAGUGAUCAAACUAUUAACACACAUUGACUGACUGACCACCAUAUCGGGUGACACCAACACCAACACCAACAACACUGACAACAAUGAAAAAGUUUUUCAGUUUCGCCCGACGCAAGUCAUCCUCGACAUCGACUGGUCUGAAAGGCCUGAACCCGAGGCGCUUCUCCAUUGGUUCAUCAGCUUCUUCAUCGUUACAGAUACAAGUAGUACGCGGCGGCUAUAAUGUCGAUCUGGGGAAAGUUGACCAAUCGUUUACCAAACUACAUAAGGCUGCCUUAUUGAACGAUGAGGACAGGCUACGCAAACAUAUUAAAUCCAUACCGGUCAACUCGCGUGACUCAUCGGAUAGGACAGCCCUACAUUUGGCUACGGUUAACGGUAAUCUAAAAAUUAUCCGAUCGUUGAUCGAGGCCGGUGCCAAUGUCAACGUACAGGACGGAGACGGUAAGACACCGAUUGUCAAGGCUAUUGAAUGCCAACACGAAGAUUUGGUACAAUUUUUUCUGUGUGUCGGUGCCGAUACUGAACUCGCCGACUAUGAAACGGGUAAUACACCCCUGCAUUGGGCACUAUCGAUGGGUGCCGUACGGGCGGCACAGUAUCUGCUGAGGAAUGCCCGACAUUUGGAUGUUAAUAAACGCAAUAAUCAAAACGAGACAUGUCUGCACUUAGCCGUAAAAUUGCCGCAAAACUGUGUUAUACUCGAAGAUCUCAUCGCCAACGGUACACAUUUGGACGCCCGCGACGACCGCCAGAAAACGGCACUAAUGAUUGCCACCGACAACGAGAACCUGCAGGCCAUCAAUACAUUGGUUAAGUACGGUUCGGCAGCACCGGGAGUUGCGGGUGGCGGCGGGACAGGAACUGGUGGUGUCGGCGGAGGUUCGGCCACUUAUUCGAGCGAUGAAGACAUGAGACUAUCGCUUACUGGCGGCUUUGGCGGCGGCGGCAGCGGUGGUCGAUAUCCAAACAGCAGCAGAAACAGUAGAAGUCAAGUGCUCAGUAUUCACGAACGCGAAACCGAUUCGGCCGAUUCGUGGCCGGACACCGAGGACGAGGACGGCAACUACGAGAGGCCAAUGUCCAGAGAGUCGAGAGAUUCGGCGGCGGCCGCAGCGGCCAAACAGCUAAGAAAAGAGUCGUUCAAAAGUGGUAACUCAUUUCGUGUGUCUAGUCUUGUGGAUGAAACCAUUCUCGAAGAGCUAAAGCCGGACAAUGGGAGUGUCGGCGACGAUAGUGGCGACGAUUAUGUUAUCUGUAAGCCGAGCACUAGUCGCGAAAAGAUUGGCCGACUCUCUGAAGCCGUCGUCGACGACGUCGACGACAUUGUCAACGAAAAGAUGAAACAACAACAAGAGAUUGUAUGGAAAAAGUCGUCGUCGUCUUCUUCCUCAUCGUCCGGCGGAUCUGAUGACGAUAUGAUGAUCAUCAAGAAGAAGAAGACGAAUCUAAAUAAUAUGAUUAUUAAUGACCGCAAACGUAACGAUGAUGAAGAAGAUGACGACAAAGAAGUCAGGGAAAUGAAUGCAAUAAAUACGAGCAAAAAUCAAAUGUUUAGCAAAUCAUCGGCGACUACGACGACUGGGUCAGUGGCCGGCGGCGGCGGCAGUGUCGGCGAUCCAUUCAACAGCGAUGUUAUGGACGAACUGGAACUGCUUCUCAUACAGGAGACCAUUGGCGUCGGUGGAGGACUAGUAGGAGGAGUAGGAACUGGAGUGACGCACGACAAGAAUGUCGACUUUAUAGCCCAUAUGAAAGAUCUGUUGGACGAAGAGAUGCCGAAAGCGGCGGCGCCUAAGGCUAGCAGCACUCCGCUGGCCAUCAAACACAAAAGCAUACCGUCGCCGCCGCAGCCAUUAUCACCACUACUAACAUCAUUAGCAUUAUCAUCGCCACCCACACAACCACUACCACCAACACAGACAUCAAUGACAUCAACUAAAAGUGAUACUAAAACUACAGAUUAUCAUCUAAUACUUGAUGAUAAAGACAAUAGUGAUCACAGACGUCGACAACAGCAACAACAACAGCCAGAGAUUGUUAUGUUUGGUGACAAUAUAACUGUUAGAAAUGUGACUAAAACGACAACACCAACAAAGACAGUGCCUACCAGUCCUCCUCAUCCUUCUGGCGAUGGAUCUAACAGUAGAUCUCUAUCAUCGCAGCAUCAGUUACGUCGUGAGAGUAACGUUGGUGUUGUUAAAGAUGUGUCGACCACUGAUUCGUCGAAAAGUGAGUCGACGUCGACGCCAACGAAGAAGUCGAAGAAGAAUAAGAGGACAAAACAACAACAGAAGACGACUACAACGAAUCAAACGGACGAUAGUUAUCGACGGCGAAGUGUGGCCGACAUGAAGACUACUACUACUAGCUCUGGUUCGUCGUCCACCGAAACUGAUGCGGCAGCCAUGGCCGCGGCGGCGGCGAUUGAUGCGGCCAAUCGACGUCGAAGCUAUGCCGAAGUGGUUGCCCAGAAUCGGGAGACAACAGCCAACAGCAACAACAGACAGUCGCUUAUGGAUGAGCUUAAGACUAGUAUCAAUGCCAGAGCUAAGAGUCAUAGCUAUGCCGAUGUUCAGUCAGGCGGCCAUUCAGACUACUACGACCAGAUGCGCGGCAACGGCGGCGGCGAAACAAAGAUACCGAUACUUAGGGCCAACAAAUCGUUUUCAUCGUCAUCAUCAUCAUCGGCGACGUCGUCGCCGACUAAACUACAGUUUCUCCAGAAGUUAUCACCGAAACAUAACACAUCCAGCAAUAAUCAAAGUCAUGUCGUCGUCAACAACAAUGCCAAACAACCACAACAACAACAGGAAUCACCAUCACUUGCGGACAGCAAUAAUGCCAUCAAUCUGUUGUUGUUGAAGAAUCAACAGAACAACACCAUCAACAACAACAACAAUAUGAAGAGUAGUCUAUCGAAAAUACCGUUACCGGUGUCUAAACAACAACAACAACAGUCGUCUAGUGUUGAACUACAGUCGACGCCGCCGUCGCCGACAAAGUCUACGACAGCAGCAUUGGACGACAUGUCGCCGACAACGACGCCGACGACGACAGAUGAAUCGGCGGACAAUACAAGACUAGAUGUCUUUGGCCAGAAUUUUUCGCCCGAAAGACAUUCGUCGAACGCUGAAGAGUUAUCGGCGACUGAGGCCAGUAGUGGUGUCAAGUUGUCGCCGUCGAACAGUACCGGCAGUACCGGUAAGGUCAAGAACGGGGCCAUUAGGUCGUCAAAACUUCGCCGUCGAGUCAACGAACUGACCGAUGAACUCAAAAGAGGUACCCAAGAGAGGUCGGCGUUGGCGGCCGAAAACGAUACGAUUAAACUGGAGCUCCGGGAUCUGAACGAUAGGAUAUGGGCGGAAAAUGCCCGAAACUAUGACCUGGACAUGAAGCUGACCAAAUUGGAGGCCGAACUUAGCCGCUGUCGUAUCGAACUGGACAUGAAAUGCAACGAACGGGACGCCAUUCGUACGGAACUCGAAUCGAUUGUCGGCCAGUUUGCCGACAGUAAGACCCGAUGGCGUUUGGUUGACGAAGAAAAUCAACGAAUGAAACUGCAGAUGACAUCCAUGGAACUGGAGGAACAAGUUUUGCGACAAAAACUACUGGCCAGCAGUACGACGGCAACCAAUACCACCAACACUGGCGUCGGACAACAUAUGUCUGGUAGUCACGAUGUCUGCGAUCACGACGAACUGGUCAUCGAAUGGAAGACCAAAGUGGAUGUACUGAUGGAUGAAAACGAUCGACUUCGCCGCCAGACGGAAGAGUUGCAACGGUUGGCCAUCGAAAAGGGUGUCGAAUACGAGCGCCAGUUAGUCGAGUGGCAGAAGCGUACCCAAGAAGUUGAAUCGCAUCUGAAGACACUGAGACUGGAGUUGGAGGCCGUCAACAGUGUUCGCCAGCAGAUGAUGGCUCAACAACAGCUACAGCAGAGCACUGGCGGUGGCGGUGAGGAACAGCUGGAACUGUUGCGAGCCGUACGCGAACUGAACACACUGAUGGCCAAACUGGACGACCGAAUUGCACGUACGGAUGCCGUACGGCAACAAUCAGUACAGACCAAGUACUCGAACGAAGAGAUGCUCGAAUGUGCCCGUAAUCUGUUGGAUCAGAUGCGCCAAGAGAUGGUCAACUUUAAGGAGAUGCUGACCACCACUGCUACCGUCGCUACAGCCGCCGAUACGACAACAACAGUGGACAACAACAAGAAUGGCAGUGUCAACGGCGAUCACCACAAGACUACUAACGGUAAUGAAAAACAAUUGGCAGCUUUCGAGUCGCGUAUUAACGGUUUGCGUCAAUCGCUUGAACGACUCGAAGAUCAACUACAGAGCCAAGAACUGCAGCUAAUCCGGCAGACAUCGGAUAUCAUUGCAUUUACAUCGGGUUCCGCAGCCGCCGGGGCCACCACUACUGCCGCCGCCACCACAACAGCUUUGCGCAAAUCUUUGUCAUCGCGCGAACUGUUUAUCGCUUCCAAUACCACUCAUAACUUAAACAAUCUAAACAAUCACAUCAACAACAACUACCACAAUAGCAAACAGCUAUCACAACAACAGCCGCCGAAGAGUUGGUUUGUUCAGACAUUGUUUAGACUACAGUCUCAUAUUCAACAGUCCGGCGGCAAUGGAUCGCCGACCGGCGGCGGAUUGACCGCUGCCGACGGCGGCAUCGAUUCAAUCGCUACGUUUGUUCAUCAAAAAUCAAGACUACAGAAACAGAUACACGAAUUGAAGACCGAAUUGGGAUUGUUUGCCGAAUCCGUCCAUUGAUUUCUUGUAUUGAUAUAUAUAUUAAUAUAUGCAAUGAAAGAGAGAGAGAGAGAGAGAGAGAG
Messenger RNA from Oppia nitens, 5117 nucleotides. RefSeq names its product dentin sialophosphoprotein-like. The transcript has 2 exons. The record is from RefSeq and is a predicted model, not a curated record. Lineage: Eukaryota; Metazoa; Arthropoda; Arachnida; Sarcoptiformes; Oppiidae. Gene Ontology annotation, molecular function: protein binding. Bases 358 to 5055 code for a protein of 1565 amino acids.